Molecule: messenger RNA, 1125 nt
Organism: Hevea brasiliensis (rubber tree)
Lineage: Eukaryota; Viridiplantae; Streptophyta; Magnoliopsida; Malpighiales; Euphorbiaceae
Product: F-box protein At5g49610-like
Exons: 1
Coding region: 1-1125 (374 amino acids)
Molecular function (GO): protein binding
Source: RefSeq, a predicted model, not a curated record
AUGGAGUCUCGUGAUUUUAACUUAGAUAUCAUCUUCGAAAUUUUAUCACGUUCUUCCUUGAAAACUCUGGCUAGAUGCAGGCUUCUUUCCAAGGAAAUUAAUAGUCUCACUUAUCAGUCAGCUUUCAUGAAUCUCCAUUGCCCGAGAACCAAAACCAUAUCUGGGUAUUUUGUGCAAAGCUUGAGGUAUAACAAGUAUUCUUCUGCCUUUGUUGAUAAUAUUUGUUCAGAUUAUAAAUUGUCCGUUGAUUUCUUAUGUGUUCCUGUAAAGAUUGAGGCAUCCACAAGCCAAGGUAUUUUGCUUUGUAGUUAUAAUAGGGAGAGAAUUCCUCGCUAUUAUGUGUGCAAGCCUAGUACUAAAGAAUGGCAAAUCAUUCCAAAUCCUAAGACUCGAUAUUUCACCGAAGGUUUUGCCAUGAUUGUGUUGAAAUCAAAUCCUUUGCACUACAGGAUAGUGAGAUUCUCAAGGCCUCGGGGUAGCCAUAAAAGGUAUCACCUUAGAUGCGAGCUUUUUGAUUCAAUGACCAGGGCAUGGAAGCAGCUGCAAGAAGUAAAAUUUUCGUACGGUGAGUUCCUUAAAAGUUUCGAGCCAACAGUAUCAGCUUGUGGUUCCCUUCACUGGCUUACCACUAAAAACAAUAUUUUAGCAUUCCAUGAAGACAUAGAGAAGUAUAGCAUCUAUUCACUCCCUUCUCCAGUUUAUGAGAGUAAUACUUACGAAUACAAAAAGCUCACUGAGUAUGAAGGGAAGCUUGGUCUAAUCUGCAAGGGAACAGAUAAUAGUUUCAUGGACUUGUGGGUAAUGGAAAGUUAUGAAAAAAAAGAAUGGUGUAAAAGGCAGAGAAUCAGUAUUGAAUGUUUAAGAGAAAUAGAGAAAUACACAAAUCCUGAUGUCUUUUACAAUGCUGAUAUUGCACUGAUGAGAGGAUUCUACAAAGUCAUAUUUUUCAAGUUUAAGAAUGGAAACAGCGCCGAUAUAGUGAGACUGGACAAGAACAUUAAUAUGCUGGGUACAGAAGUUUUUCCCUUUAAAUCCGAUUUUGAGCCAAGUAAUUUGAAGAAUGAGUUUUUGCAGAGGGCAGACAAGAAGAAGGAAAUCAAAGAAAAGGGCAAUGGAGUCUCUUAA